This is a messenger RNA of Hemiscyllium ocellatum (epaulette shark), 3015 nucleotides long. RefSeq names its product gastrula zinc finger protein XlCGF8.2DB-like. The coding region runs from base 682 to 1674 and encodes 330 amino acids. Gene Ontology annotation, cellular component: nucleus. The record is from RefSeq and is a predicted model, not a curated record. NCBI's taxonomy places the organism in Eukaryota, Metazoa, Chordata, Chondrichthyes, Orectolobiformes, Hemiscylliidae. The transcript is spliced from 4 exons.
GGCGGCCGAAAGCCGGUGAAUGUUUCAGGGAACCAGCCGGGGGCUUCCUGCGGCUCCGGAAAACCUAUAUUUGGGACUUCAGAUCUUGAAUUGAUGAACACGAUUCACGAAAACCUAAUGUCAUGGUGUCACCAACUAUUAGUAGAACAACUAAUGGGUUGCCAGUUAUUACCACGGCUUGGGACUAGGGAAGUGAGGAAGUCUUGCUGUGAUUGUACAGGGGAUAUGCUCACAAUGAACCAACUCAAGAAGGCCGAUGGAUGAAAGUGGCAAUUACAGCUAUUUUAGAAGAGGAGAGAGAAACAGACAGAAACACGCUGACCAAGGGACAGAGAACAACAGAAGAAUAUUUGGAUUUCCAACAGGCAUCAGUUCAGGUUAUAAGGAGAAGAUUCACAGAAAGUAAAUUUCACAUCAGGAUCUGAAAGAUUCACUGGAUUCAGCAUAACUUACACAUCAUUGGCCUUUGAAUGUAAAAGGAGAAGUUGUGUUUGAGGAAGAAGAUUUCAACAUCUGUGUGACUGGAAACAGAUCGAGAACAUCACCCACACCUGCCCAAAUGGUGUGUUCCAGUCUCCUGACUUUGUAAAGAACUUUAACCAGUGAUUCAGCCUGAAAAAAAUCCCCCAUUCCCAGUGAGGAGAAACCAUUGAUUGUCCAAACUGGGGACACAAGGAUAUCAUGGAUAAACCAUGGAAAUGUGAGGACUGUGGGAAAGCAUUCAAUUAUCCAUCGCGGCUGGAACGUCAUCGACGCAGUCACAUUGGGGAUGAUACCAUGGAGAAACCGUGGAAAUGUGAGGAUUGUGGGAAAGGAUUCUAUUAUCCAUACCAGCUGGAAAACCAUCGCCACAGUCACUCAGGGGAGAAGCCAUUUAUCUGUUCAGAGUGUGGUAAGGGAUUCACUGUGUCCUCCCAGCUGCUGUUACAUCGUCGGGUUCACACUGAAGAGAGACCUUUCAGCUGCACUCACUGUGGAAAGAGGUUUUCGUGUUCGUCUAACCUCAUUGUGCACCAGCGAGUGCACACUGGGGAGAAACCAUUCAGCUGCUCAGAGUGUGGGAAAGGAUUCACUCAGUUGUCGGGCCUCCAGUCACACCAGCGAACUCACACUGGGGAGAGGCCAUUCACCUGCUCUUUGUGUGGGAAGUCAUUUGCUUUGUCGUCGAAUCUGCUGUCACAUCAGAGAGUUCAUACUGAGGAGAGGCCAUUCACCUGCACUUCCUGUGGGAAAAGGUUCAGAUCUUCAUCCAAUCUCAGUGCACACCAGCGAGUUCACACUGGAGAGAGGCCUUUCACCUGCACAGUGUGUGGGAAGGAACUAACAAACUCAUCCAGCCUUCGGUCACAUCAGCGAAUUCACAGCGAGGAGAAGCCAUUCAGCUGCACUCACUGUGGAAAGACAUUCAGGCAGUCAUCCACCCUCACUGCACACCAACGCACUCACACUGGGGAGAGACCAUUCACCUGCCCCAAGUGUGGGAAGGGAUUCACUCAGUCUGGCAGCCUGCAUUUACAUGAACUCUCUCAUACUGGAGAGAAGCCGUUCCCUUGCUCAGUGUGUGGGAAGGGAUACACUCGGUCAUCUCAUCUACUGACACAUCAGCGAAUUCACACGUUAGUGCAGCAUUUGGAUUCUGCUGUUACUACUGCUGUUAAUCACACCCAGGAUUGAUAGGCUGACAAUGUGUGGUUUGUAAACAUCUCCUGUAACUGACUAGUGUUUGAUAUUCUGGAUGUGUCGUUGUCUUUCAGUGCUGCAGGAUCUCUGAUUAAAACACUGUCUGUGAUCUUUCCCUGAUUACACUGCUGUUCUGAACUUCUGCUUUAGUUGAUCUUUUGUGCAAGAUCUACAAUUCAAUCUCUGAUAUGUUCUAUGAAUAAACAUCUCCAAUGGGGAAGUGCUGAUUAAUUCCUGUUGGCAAUUGUUGCACCACUAGGAAUGAACCAAGACCGUCAUGUCUACUGCAGGAAGAUACAGUGCAAAUAACACUGGGUCAAUCAGAGCAAAGAAAUCCAAACUGCGGUCACUGAUUGAAAUCUAUGUGCUGUGUGUGAUGCGAUCGAGAAAGAACUUGGUACAACCAUCACUUCUGCCUGAAAUUGGCAGAUGGUGAAAUACACAGGAAAGGAAAUAACCAGAUGCUGCACUGGGUUGACUGUUACUCUGAGCUUUACUCUUGUGAGACAGAUAUUCCCCCGGUCUUCAUUUGAUACUUCCCUGCAGUUUCCUGUCAUGAUUGAGUUAAAAGCAUUUUCCUCCUCAACUGACCUGGAAAAGAUACUUGCAUACCUGCUGAGUUUCUGCAGAAAUGAAUAGACACAGAGAAAUUUUUCAAUAAAACAAAGCGCUAUGGAUACUGAAAAUCUGAAACAGGAACAAGAAUUGCUGUAGAAAUUGGGAGCUUUGAAGAAGAGUCACUGGACCCAAAAGAUUAAUUCUGAUUUCACUCUACAGUUGCUGCCAGCUGAGACAUGUAAAACAAGGCUUUCUCCAGCAUGUUCUGUUUUUGAACAAGUUUCGAAAAUGCAUGUCUAAGCUGUUCAAACACCCCGUACAACAUGGGAGUGCUACACAUUGGGAAAUAACUGGUGGCAGCACUGGCACUGAAGAGCUGUUAAUCAUGGUCAGUGAGAGAAACAGAAGGAAACACAUUUGCUUUAAACAGAAGAUGGCAGUGCUAAGAAUGCAGAACUUGGAGCUGUGGAGGAACCCUCAGAAAAAUGAGAAUAUGGAAAUGGAAAUUUUCCCACAUCAGAAACCAGAGUACAGGGGUAAUGGGAGAAUGGAUCUUGGUGUGAAUUGGGGAUAGGCAGCAGAAUUGAAUUGCAGAUAUUGCAGCUCAAACUAGGCAUUUGUGUGGUGCUGUAGACCACAGCAGCAGCAGAAGCAGAUUUGUAUUCAACUACAAUGUGUUACUUGUUGCCCUGGACAAUCCCUUGGUCUCCCAUUACUAUCAAGCUGUUCAGUGUUCAGUGAUGAGUGUGUACCUAAAACUAAUGACAAUCCAUUAAA